AUGUCUAAAGGUGAUUUUGUUAUUAAACCAGAAGAUACUGGUGCUUCUGUUGACACCUCAGAGUGGCCAUUAUUAUUGAAAAACUAUGAUAAGUUAUUAGUUAGAAGUGGUCAUUACACUCCAAUUCCAUGUGGUUCUUCUCCAUUGAAAAGAGAUUUGAAAUCCUAUAUUAGUUCUGGUGUUAUCAAUUUAGACAAACCAUCUAACCCAUCUUCCCAUGAAGUUGUUGCUUGGAUUAAGCGUAUCUUACGUUGUGAAAAGACCGGUCACUCUGGUACUUUGGAUCCAAAGGUUACCGGUUGUUUAAUUGUUUGUAUCGAUAGAGCCACAAGAUUAGUUAAAUCUCAACAGGGUGCAGGUAAGGAAUAUGUGUGUAUUGUUAGAUUGCAUGAUGCUCUAAAGGAUGAAAAGGAUUUAGGCCGUGCUAUUGAAACUUUAACUGGUGCCUUAUUUCAAAGACCUCCUUUGAUUUCUGCAGUUAAGCGUCAAUUGCGUGUUCGUACAAUUUAUGAUUCUAAAUUAAUUGAAUUCGAUAAUAAGAGAAACUUAGGUGUUUUCUGGGCUUCUUGUGAAGCCGGUACAUAUAUGCGUACAUUAUGUGUUCAUUUGGGUAUGUUAUUAGGUGUCGGUGGUCAUAUGCAAGAAUUACGUCGUGUCAGAUCUGGUGCUUUAAGUGAAAACGAUAAUAUGGUCACUUUACAUGAUGUUUUAGAUGCCCAAUGGGUCUAUGAUAACACUAGAGACGAAUCAUAUUUAAGAAAAAUUAUUUCUCCAUUAGAAACUCUUUUAGUUGGUUAUAAGAGAAUUGUUGUUAAGGACUCUGCUGUAAAUGCUGUCUGUUACGGUGCAAAAUUAAUGAUUCCAGGUCUUUUACGUUAUGAAGAAGGCAUUGAAUUGUACGAUGAAGUUGUUUUAAUUACUACUAAAGGUGAAGCUAUUGCUGUCGCUAUCGCACAGAUGUCCACUGUUGACUUAGCUACAUGUGAUCACGGUGUUGUUGCUACAGUAAAGAGAUGUAUUAUGGAAAGAGAUCUAUACCCAAGAAGAUGGGGUCUUGGUCCAAUUGCCCAAAAGAAAAAACAAUUGAAAGCAGAUGGUAAAUUAGAUAAGUUUGGUCGUGUUAAUGAAAAUACUCCAGAAGAUUGGAAGAAAUCCUAUGUUUCUUUGGAAAAACCGGUAGAAGGUGACUCUACUGCUUCUCCAUCUUCCUCCAAUGAAGUUCAAAAUGAAGCCAAGGAAUCUAAGCCUUUAAUUAAAGAAGUCGAAACUAAGGAUGAUAAAGAAAAGGAAGAAGACAAGAAGAAAGAAAAGAAGGAGAAGAAGGAGAAGAAGGAAAAGAAGGAAAAGAAAGAUAAGAAGGAAAAGAAGGAUAAAAAGAGAAAGGCUGAAGAUGAAGCUGAAGAUAAGAAGAAAAAGAAGUCUAAGAAAUAA
Molecule: messenger RNA, 1431 nt
Organism: Arxiozyma heterogenica
Lineage: Eukaryota; Fungi; Ascomycota; Saccharomycetes; Saccharomycetales; Saccharomycetaceae
Gene: CBF5
Product: pseudouridine synthase CBF5
Exons: 1
Coding region: 1-1431 (476 amino acids)
Biological process (GO): rRNA pseudouridine synthesis; box H/ACA sno(s)RNA 3'-end processing; mRNA pseudouridine synthesis
Cellular component (GO): box H/ACA snoRNP complex
Molecular function (GO): RNA binding; pseudouridine synthase activity
Source: RefSeq, a predicted model, not a curated record